Messenger RNA from Laetiporus sulphureus 93-53, 682 nucleotides. RefSeq lists its product as uncharacterized. Gene Ontology annotation, cellular component: mitochondrial large ribosomal subunit; ribosome. The transcript is spliced from 2 exons. NCBI's taxonomy places the organism in Eukaryota, Fungi, Basidiomycota, Agaricomycetes, Polyporales, Laetiporaceae. Gene Ontology annotation, biological process: translation. The record is from RefSeq and is a predicted model, not a curated record. Gene Ontology annotation, molecular function: structural constituent of ribosome; RNA binding. The coding region runs from base 57 to 479 and encodes 140 amino acids.
CGACCAUUCCGCCGCAAGCGUUCCCGACUUUGCCGCCGCUGUCCUUCCCAUCGGCCAUGGCGAGUCUCUUCAGACUUGCACGUCGCGCUCUUCAUACAGAAACCGUGACCACCUUGCCGAGCGCAUUCUCCCUUCUCCGCUCACAGCCGUCCAAGUACGUCGUCGCGUCCGUCGCAGGCCGCAAGUAUCUCCUCGCGCCGAGGGACCUCCUCACCGUCCCUCGUCUCAAAGACGUACGCGUCGGCGACAUACUCCAGCUCUCCGAGAUUCACGAAGUCGGCUCGCGUGAGUACACCGUGCGCGGCAACCCCGUCCUCCCACCAGAGAAAGUCAAGGUGGAGGCAACUGUGGUCGAGCACACAAAGGGAAAGAUGGAGAUGAUCUUCAAGAAGAAGAGGAGAAAAGGCUACCAGAGAAGAGUCACACACAAGCAGGAAUAUACACGUCUCAGAAUCGGGCCAAUCGACAUUGUAUUGUAGAUCAGUAGGACAGCUAACAGACAUUCCUCCGAGGCGCCCAUGCUCAGCGCGCGUACGCAUCAAAUCUCGCCCUCCUCAGGAGUCUCUGCACGCGCAGGAGGCUCUUGCUUCGGUGCCUCCUCCACUGAUGCUUCGGGAGGCACGCUGUAUCUUGCUUUCUAUGGCACAUUUUUCAGCACAUCAUCGCGAGACGUGAAAGUAUU